Molecule: messenger RNA, 3114 nt
Organism: Dictyostelium discoideum AX4
Lineage: Eukaryota; Evosea; Eumycetozoa; Dictyosteliales; Dictyosteliaceae
Exons: 4
Coding region: 1-3114 (1037 amino acids)
Molecular function (GO): lipoprotein particle receptor binding
Source: RefSeq, a predicted model, not a curated record
AUGGAAAAAAACCAUGUUUUCCAAUUAAUAUUUUAUUCAAUUUUAAUUUUAAUUGUAAAUGUAAAUUCAAAUAAAAUUGAAUAUUCAUCAUAUAGUGAAGAUGAUAAAUCAAUAAAUAUAACACUUAUAACAAAUAUACAGGAUUUGGAAAUUUCAUAUUAUUAUAAUCCUAUUCAACAUUUAUCAAUUAUAAAAUCAAUUGAACCAAUACCAAUAAUUAGAAAUAAUAUACCAUUUAAAUGUGGAUAUCUAUUAGAUAAUAAAGGUUAUCAAAUUAAUCUUAUAAAUUUAAAAGAUGAUUUUGGAACAAAUGAUUUUUAUAAUAAUAUAAUUUGUAAUGCUACAUCUAAUAAAAUAACAGAGAAUAGUAUUCAAUUAAAAGGAAAUGAUAUAAAUACAACAUAUGAAUUCAUAUGCAUAGAUGAUAAUGAUAAUAUAAAUAAUAAUGACAAUAUAGAUAAUAUAGAUAAUUUAAAUAAUUAUAAAAAUAAUAAUAAUAAUAAUAGUAGUAGUAAUAAUAAUAGUAAUCGUAAUAAUAAUAAUAUAGAUAAUAUAGAUAAUAUAGAUAAUUUAAUUAUAAAUAGUAGUGACUAUCAUGGUGAUAGUAAUAAUAGUAAUAAUAGUAAUAAUAAUAAUAGUAAUGAAAUUGAUAAAUUUUUUUGUUUAAAAAAUGAUUUAUCAAAUCAUACUCUUUGUACAUAUAAUAGCAAAUACGCAUGUUUACAAUCAAUUAUUUUUAAUGUAACUAGAAUAAAAAGAGGAUUUUCUAUAAAUAAAAAUUUUAUUUCAUCCAAUCCAUUAAUUAAAAGAUCGAAUAUAAUUUCAAUUAAUGGUUUUUAUAAAUCAAUAUAUCUAGAAAGGAAAGAAAAAAAAAUUGUUGGAGAAAUUAAAUCAUUAAAUGGUAUUGUAACAUUAAGUGGUAUACCAUUUUUUAGGGAAAAAUUAAGUAAUUAUAGUUUUAUAAUGGGUGAUAAUAUAUUACCAAUUAGUGAAUAUUUUGAAAAUGAUUUUCAAUAUAGAGAAGAUGAUAAUGUAUUGAUAUCGAUGGAGACCAAUCAAACAAUUUUAAAUUUAACAAGAUAUUCUGAUAAUAUUUUAAAAGUUCAAUUAGAAGGUAUAGAAAUUAAAGAAUUUGAAAUCGAUACACAAAAUAAAAUGAUUUUAUCAAUUGAAGAAUUGAAUGACACUAAACAAUACAUUCAAAUAAAUUGUGAAGGUUGUAUUGGUGCACAAUUGAGAGGUUUAACUAUGGAUAUUGGACAAACUGUAAAUUCAACGAGUUUUAAAUUGUAUUAUGAUACUUUUACACUAUAUAGUCCCUUAUAUCUUCAAUCACCAAUUGCACCAUUUGAAACUUCAAAUCUAGUUAUAGUUAAACCAAUUUAUGAUUAUCCAAUAAAAGGUGAAGUUUUACAAUUAAAAUCAAAAAGAUAUAAAAAUCCAAUAAUCACUGUAUCUGGUUAUUAUUUACCUUCAAAUUAUGGUUUCUUUUUGUUCACUCCUGAAUUCUUAAUUCCUGGAGGAGCAAUUAUUCGAAGCUAUAUCAUAAAAUCAACUAAUAUAGGUAGUUAUUGGCAGCAUAGUAUUGAAUUGCCAGUGAAUCAAGGUAGUGGUGAAUUUAGACUUUAUAAAAAUAAUUUCAUAAUCAUUGAUGGUAAAGUAAAUAUAAUAAAUAAAACAGUCGAGAUUUUUCCUUUUAAGUUUGAUGAAAAACCAAUAGUAGAAAAUGGUGCUGGUUAUUUAACUAUAUCUGGUCAAAGCUUUAAUUAUUACCUUCCAGUUUUGACGAUCGAGGAAGAAACCUCUUGGAUUUGUGGAAAUAUAUCUAUUUUUCCUGACAUUGAUCAAUUAAUUUGUAAAGUUAAUAAACAUCCUAUUCAGGAUAGAUUCUAUAAUGUUGUCCUUAAAAAAAUUAUUAGUUAUAGAUCUUCAUAUAAUAGUGAACCAUUCCUAAUGAAUUAUUUACCAAGUGGUUGGAAAUGUCCAAAUAAUUGUAGUGGUAAUGGUCAUUGUGAUGGUUCAUUAAAUUGUAUUUGCGAUGAAGGAUUUUCAGGUUACGAUUGUUCAAUACUAAUUAAUCAAGUAUUAACCAAUGCCAAUUCACUACCAAUAUCAACAAAUCAACAAAGGUUGGGUUCUUUCUCAAUGACUGGUAAUCAUUUAAAUAAUAUGAAUUUUCAAAUCUCUUUAGUUGGUAUCAUUACUGAUAGUGAUACUAAUUUAGAAGCAGCUGAAACAUCUUUUAAAUAUUCAACAAAAAAUUCCAAUUCAGUUUAUUAUAAAGAUUCAGUUAAUGGUUUUACAUUGGAUGCUAAAAAUAGUAAUUAUUCAAUUUCGGCCACUGCUCAAUUCAAUCCAAAUGUAUAUUUAAAUAAUAGUAUAAAUUAUAAUGGAAUUUAUUUAGAUAAACUUUCAAAUAAUUCUGUAUAUUUAAAGGUUAAUCUUACAAUAGGUGAAUUAAACAAUAAAGAUAUACUAAAGGUUAUUUAUAAAGUUAAUUUAAAUGUUAAUAAUCAAAUUCUUGGAGAUUUAAAAAAAUCAGUUACUAUAUCUUCACCAAUUAAUAAUAAGAUUUUAAUUAAACAUUUAGACUCAUGUUCAUGUUUACAAAUUCAUCUUUCAAAUAGAUUUAUAAAUAAUGGAUCAAUUAAUGAUGGUUAUGCUUCAUUGGUUAAAAUGGAAUCAAUAACUGAACAAGAUAAUUCAAUUUAUUUUAGUAUUGAAAUUCCAAUUAAUAAUAAUAAUAUAAAUUCAACAUCAGGAGUUUCAUUGGAAGUUACUUCAAGUUUUAGUGUUUUUAAUGAAAUUAUAGUUUUUGAAAUUUUAGGUACAGAUGGUAAUUCUUUAAUAAUUUUUGGUAUUGUAGUUAGUUUGGUUCUAUUAUUUUAUUUAAUGUUUGGAUUUAAAAGAAAUUUAACCAAUGGUAUAUUAAAUGGUAAAACCAACUCAUUUGAAUUACUCCCAAUGAAUGGUGAUGAUUUAGGUGCUCCUGAUGAUGAUUGUUUUCCUGAGAAAGGCUACAUUUUUAAUCCUAAUGACAUUAAUGAUUCAACUCUUAGUGAUAUCUUGGUUAAUGAAUUCAUUGAGUCAAAAGCAACUUGUGAAACUGAUUAA